AGUCUAGGUAACUCCAACAUCAACCACACCACAGUUAAGAUCUCUUGGCCCAUUGUUGAAAAGCUGUAUCUCUGAAACUGUGUAUGUGGACUGCAUUGAAGAUAAAGACUCGAUAUCGUUCGGCUUUCUGAAUUCAAUGGCUCCCAUUUUAGUGUAAACGUGUGCGUCAAGGAUAUUGGAAAUGUCUCUUGUCUUGGCAUUGCCUAUUUUACAUAAUGACAACACUGUCAAUACUCAUCUUUAUCAUUUUUAUAUUGUGCUGUAACGCUGAAAGACUCUCCGAAAAUGAAAGGUUAAACUACAGAAAUAAUGUGAUCGAUUUCAAAUUUGCCUGGUGCCAAGUGCGCAUGCGUAGGUACGACUGGAAAAAUAUGAUUGGUCAUUGCCUAAAACAGGUGCCUUGGGAUACAAAACCGCUGGACAAAACGCUUCAAACAAGGGCUAGCAAAAGCUACGUCAAACAAUUGGAUAUAAAACCUGCAGGAUUCUUCAGCAAGAUUUACAUACAGUCGGUUUCGGUGAAAAACGAAAAUAAAACAAUUGGUGGGGAUUCUUGGCGUGUUGACAUUCGGGGACCGUCCAACAUGGUCGCUACGGUGUACGACAAAAACAAUGGGGUAUACGAAGCCGUGUUUUUGCCAGAGGAGCCUGGGCUCUACAGGGCGGAGAUAACAUUGGAUUAUUCGUUAUGUAAGGGAUUCAAAGAUCCACCUGUGGAUUGGUUUAUGAGAGGUUGUCGACACGGUUCAUUCCAGCCACAUGGGAGUCUGGGUAACAGAACGCAUGAUUUCUUGCAGGAGCGCCUAGGAGGCGAACAAAUUACUUUCACUGUUCGUACAUCUUCGAUGAUCAUAGCCAAGGAGAUUAACGCAUUUAAAGCAGUAAGCCAAACAGCCUGCAAAGAGAAAUGUAAUCUUUUAGUUGACGGAUAUGGGUCAUGGAUCGGUGAGCAGUGGAGGGCAUAUCAACCAGGCUUUCCUUUAAGUCUCGGGAGAUCUGGACACCAACAAGGCCGUGGAGUAUUGUGGGUCUAUGGCGACUCUCUCAAUCGCUACUUUUACGAGUCUAUUCUAAAACGACCGCUUUGCUGGCAAGUCUUCCGUGCCUGCUACCACACGAUGUUAUGGGUGUAUGUAUUAACACAGAGCGCUAAAGAAGAAAUGAACUUGAUGUUUGGCAGGAAGCCCAUUAACAUUCCCAGGAUCCUUUACGAGCUGCAAAACGUUGUCACGCGCUCUGACAUGAACCAAGACAGCGCUCUUAUUCUGAAUGCGGGUGUGCACCUCUUGAAGAGCGCAAGUUUUUACAAUUAUCAAAAAGUGAUUAAUGGAUUUAUAAGUGUGUUAAAGCGCCACUACAGAGGAACUGUAAUAUGGAAGAGCACUACUGCCAUUCAUGACCAACGAGAGCUGUACAGUGGCUGUUUUAGACGUUUUCACACCGAGCAGAGAGUACAGCUAUUCAAUGCUUACGCGAAUUGGGCGAUGUGCAAGGCUGGGUUCUUGGUCCUCGAUGUUUACCCUGUUUCAAGCUCCUACCCCAGAGGUACUCUAGAUGGUGUUCAUUUCAAUGAACUAGUGUUUUAUCCCACAGCUGAAGCAGUGGAGAGAUUUUUCCAGACGUAGCACUCGGCUACAAUGUAAACCGUCACUCAAUUAAAAUUAAGACACCGUGACAUAACAGGAGAUUUAGACACACGGACAAGAUCCGACUAGAGUAACGUAAGACGACAUAAGACACUUUAAAAAAAAACUAUUACGAAAGAGAAAAGGACUAUUGUAAAUUAAACGAACAAACAAGCAAGAAAACGAAAAAAAUGACAGUCAUGACGAUGGGAUCUUGACUUUCCACCUGAUCCGAUUCAGAAUUUAAGAGUAAAGUUUCAAGGGAUCUAUAUUCUUUACAUUCAUUUAAUUUUUUAGCCCUAACUUCCGUCUUUCUAGAGAUUUAUAUCUAGUAAUCAUUGUCAGCUCACACUGUAACAUGAACAUUUCUGCAUGUUAAAAAAAAAAGAGCAAAAUUCCCAUUUGAAUUAUUUUCUUGGAAUAUCUCGCACCGUCUACAUAUAUUUUCAGGGUACGAUUUUCGUUAACGCGAAGUUAAGAAACAAAGACAUAUAGAGCAAUUUCAAAUGAGUGUCGAAAGAAAUCCGAUAGCUCUGGUAUUGCUUUAUCUCACAAUUUGACUGGUUCAUAAAACUGACACGAAGUUUUCCGCAGCCAAUCAAAUUUGGAACUAACACUUAUCGCGACCUGGUCAUUCCCCAUUUCUCGCGCUUCAAGCGGCGUUCUUGUUUUUUAUUUCUAGUUCUCAUUUAACUUUCCUUUCUCAUGAUUGACUGUACUGAUUGCUUCGCUUUCGCUUCUAUAAAACCAAAUCGAAAUAUGAUCUACUAAGCAAAAUCGGACAGAUACAUAUUUCUGGGGCAGUAUAGGUGAGAUUUUCAACUAAGAGUUCUCACCCCGAUGUCUCGCUGGCAACUGGGGUUUCCUUCAUCAUCAUUAUCAACAAGCCCUAGAUCAAGCAAAUUUGACAUCGUUAGUAGUUCGCAGGAUAUUUAUAUGUAAAAAGUUGAUGGCGGAUAUGAGGAAUGAGAACUACCCUAUUUAACAAAUGGUAAACACCACAGCGUACACUAUUGAG
This is a messenger RNA of Stylophora pistillata, 2643 nucleotides long. RefSeq lists its product as uncharacterized. Gene Ontology annotation, molecular function: protein binding. The record is from RefSeq and is a predicted model, not a curated record. Lineage: Eukaryota; Metazoa; Cnidaria; Anthozoa; Scleractinia; Pocilloporidae.